CGAAAUGUAGGUAUUUUGUAGCGAAGUGAUGGUUUUACGCUUUCUCUACACAAGUCUGUCGUUGUUUUGCGACGGUCUAGUCAGGUCUUUAUCUUGCGAGUAUGAUUCUGAUUGUGCAAAGAUAUUCCGUCUGAGUUACAACUAUAUCUCAUCUUUCUUGAAUCUCGCUAGUUCUCCUAAACUUGAAACCAAAUCAUGCGCCAAGAAGAGAAUCUUUUCGUCUUCUCGAAUGCUAUUGCUGGUAGCUCCAGCACUAGUAGUCGUUCAAGAAGGACUCCUUUUCGCUGAUGCGCUGUGUUGGCGCGCAGAGCCGGGAAUCGAGCACGUCUAUGCAGCUCAUCCGCGGACGACGCUCACGACGCCUCUGGCCCCAUGGCUAGUGCCAAAUGGCGGCCCGCAGGAAUGCUGUCCAUCGAUGUCGAAGGACCCUGGGGCUGCUGUUAUGGUGGGCUGGAACGUGAUUUUACAACUAGAACUAGGUUCAAUGAAUAGUUCUCUGUUUGUUCUACUAAAAAACUGGAAGUUCUUGUUCUUGGCGCCAGUCCUUUAUUGUACUAGAACUAUAAUUCAUAUUUCCUUCAUCUAACCCAGGCACCCCCGCCCGACGCGACUGCUUCGAUCACAUCGACAGUGCCAUCGGGCGUUACAAUGCGGAGGAGUUGCUUUCGGACGACGAAGGAUCACUACAGGGAGAGGACAAACUACAGAAAGGGAAAUUGAACAACAACGAUAUCGCUUCAUCCCUGUCAGAAGAAAACCGAGCGCUACUAAAGGAUAUGCGAAACAGUUGUUGUCAUCCGUACAUGCGGAACGUGGAUGAGCAACAUUUCCGUCAUUUUGUGAUAGAAGUGCAGCAGGGAGUGCGGGAUUAUUUGGCGGACUACGUUUUGAGAGUGCGACGAGGAGAAGAACCACUCAGAGUGAAGGAGUCGGAUUCUGUUGUAGCAAGUUCCCCUCCGAAACCAGAAGAUGAUGAAGACACAUUGAUGCUCAAGGUGAAUGCAUCUUUAAAGGACCUGGCUGGCCGUGACCAACUUCUUCUACCUCGUGAUCUAGACCUCGUCACCCUCGAAGCCUUACAGAAAGUCAUCAUCGAGCGUUUGUACAGGCAUUUUGAGAGAAAUACGCUGUCUCCAGAAGGUCGAACGGGGGAUGUUUUCGGGUCAAAGUUGCGCAUGGCGCUUAUCCACCGAUGGAAAAUGCAGUUUGGAAAGUACUGUACUUUCCUUGUAUUUUUUGGGUUUUAUCACAGAGAGACAUGUUCUUUUUCUCGAUUUUUGAUUUCUUUUCUUUUUUUCUUAAGCAAUUAUUUAGCACGACACAUACAAUGCAGAGCUGGUGCUGUUGCUGCGACGAGUGGGGAGCCUUUGUCAGUUUCGGGCGCAACUGGCGCGUGGGAUGGAGCUGCGGCAGCUGGCUAUCACAUGCAUGACGGGCGUUUGUCUGCUGCUAUCGUCGAUCUCAUUCGAAGAAGAAUUGAACAAGUCGACACACCGAGUGCAGCAUUGACUUUUACGUUUGCGGAGAUGAUGAUAAUACGAAGAUGAUGAUGAUGAAUAUGAUGGAUGCUAAACGAAAACAUAGAAGUAACAUCAUUUCAUGUGUUUAUAGAGCAGCAGAAGUACUGAAGCUACUGCCUCCAGAGGAUCCUCUUCUAGCUCUCCUUUCGACCCUCUUCUAGCUCUAACUCCUCCUUAGACUUCGGUUGCGGCCUAGGCUAUUACGUUCGUGACUUGAGGAAAAGUGGCUUGAGUGCUUUUGGUCUUGACGGAAACCCUGCCACAGAGGAAAUAUCCGAAGGUCGUUGCCGGCUCGCAAACUUCGUAGAACCGUUGUUUUGUAGACUACCACGUCAAGAAGGACCAGAGGCAGUGCGUACUCAGGAUGAUGGAGUGUACUGCAGACCGCGUGGAUCUCACAAUGCGACGGACGUAGUUCUAUCGUUGGAAGUAGGAGAGCACAUACCCCCAGAAUUCGAGCGCACCUUUCUGGAUAACCUCGCCAAACACGCUCGCUCUCUGCUGAUCUUGUCUUGGGGUAAUCAACCAGGGACAGGGCAUUACAACAACCUGCCGAUACCUGCAGUGGUACCUAAAGUUAUGCCCAGAAAGCAUGCACAUGCUUCUUGAAUAUAAUGGUAUAAGUAGUACUAUCUAUGCCACAUGAUCAAAUACCAAUAUAUAUAUAAGGACAAAAACGACACAACAUCUAAUAACUUCCUCCGAGCCUUGGAAAGUCAACGAAAUACUACAAGAUCUGUAAAGGCGCUUCAUGGUAGAAGUUCUUUGCAGGAGAUGACACCUUGGAUGUACGAUGCGCGGGAAGCGCGAGCUUUGCGAUCAGCAAGCACGUUGCCUUGGUUUGAACAUACUCUGAUGGUGUUUAGGAGAAUGAAUGCCGUGGCCUCAUGAUGACCUCGUUGAAUUUCUGAAAGUUCUUGGGUGACCACCUGCUAU
Molecule: messenger RNA, 2456 nt
Organism: Amoebophrya sp. A25
Lineage: Eukaryota; Dinophyceae; Syndiniales; Amoebophryaceae
Source: the annotation of a GenBank genome assembly